AUGGAGGGACUCCUGUCCCCUCGGGUGCUGUGGCUGCUCCUCUGGGUGCAGCUCUGCAGAGGGAGCCGUCAGGUGCGGCUGGUGAACGGGCCUGGGCGCUGCGCUGGGAGAGUGGAGAGCUACUACCAGGGCAGCUGGGGGAGCGUCUGCGAUGACGGCUGGGACCUGUCUGAUGCUGCCGUCGUUUGCCGCCAGCUGGGCUGCGGAGGGGCGCUGGAGGCGGUUGGCUCCGCUCGCUUCAGGGAAGGCUCCGCUCAGAUCUGGCUGGAGAGUGUGAACUGCUCCGGGGCCGAAGCUGCUCUCUGGGACUGCCCGGCAGGGUCCUGGGGGCAGCACGGCUGCGGGCACAAAGAGGACGCAGGAGUCGUCUGCUCAAGGGCUGCGGAGGUGAGACUGGAGGAUGGCAGCGGACGCUGUGCUGGGAGAGUGGAGGUAAAACACCAGGGCCAGUGGGGGACCGUGUGUGAUGACUCCUGGGACACGAAUGAUGCUGCAGUGGUUUGUAAGCAGCUGGGCUGUGGGUCCGCUGUCAAAGCUCCUGCUGAAGCACACUUUGGGCCAGGAUCUGUCCCCGUUUGGAUGGAUGAUGUUGAGUGUCACGGCACAGAGUCGGCCCUGUCUGACUGUAGACACAAUGGAUGGGGUCAAAGCAACUGUGAUCAUGGUGAGGAUGCUGGGGUGACAUGCUCAGGUAAGGAGGUGCCAGAGCCUGGAGACAUCCGUCAGGUGCGGUUGGUGAAUGGGCGUGGGCGCUGCGCUGGGAGAGUGGAGAGCUACUACCAGGGCAGCUGGGGGAGCGUCUGCGAUGACGGCUGGGACCUGUCUGAUGCUGCCGUCGUUUGCCGCCAGCUGGGCUGCGGAGGGGCGCUGGAGGCGGUUGGCUCCGCUCGCUUCAGGGAAGGCUCCGCUCAGAUCUGGCUGGAGAGCGUGAACUGCUCCGGGGCCGAAGCUGCUCUCUGGGACUGCCCGGCAGGGUCCUGGGGGCAGCACGGCUGCGGGCACAAAGAGGACGCAGGAGUCGUCUGCUCAGAGUUCAUGGCCCUGAGGCUGGAGAACGGCACCAACUGCUCCGGGCGCCUGCAGGUUUUCUACAAUGGGACGUGGGGGAGCGUUUGCUCCAACUCCAUGACUCCUGAAACUGUGUCGCUGGCAUGCAAGGAGCUGGGCUGCGGGGACAGAGGGUCCCUGGAAACACAACGGCCCCACGGCAGGCUGUCUGGCACGGCCUGGCUGGAUCGUGUGGAGUGUGGGGAGAGAAACAGCUCCUUCUGGCAGUGUCCCUCCGCUCCCUGGCACCCGCAGUCAUGCGACGACCUGCGAGAUGAGACCCACAUCACCUGCAAGGGUAAUUCUGAGCUAGCCGUGGGAGGGGAGAAGGGGUGCUCUGGCCGAGUGGAGGUGUGGCACCGCGGCUCCUGGGGGACGGUGUGUGACGACUCUUGGGACAUGCGGGAUGCCGAGGUGGCAUGCAGGCAGCUGGGCUGUGGCCCUGCGGUGUCUGCCCUGGCCGAGGCUGCAUUUGGGGAGGGGAGCGGCCCCAUCUGGCUGGAGCAGGUGGAGUGCCGGGGGACAGAGCCAUCUCUGCAGGACUGCUGGGCCCGGCCUGGGGACAGCGGUGCCUGCCGCCAUAAGGAGGACGCGGCCGUGAUCUGCUCAGAGACCAGCAUGGCUGAGUUGGGACCUGUGCGGCUGGUGAAUGGGCGUGGGCGCUGCGCUGGGAGAGUGGAGAGCUACUACCAGGGCAGCUGGGGGAGCGUCUGCGAUGACGGCUGGGACCUGUCUGAUGCUGCCGUCGUUUGCCGCCAGCUGGGCUGCGGAGGGGCGCUGGAGGCGGUUGGCUCCGCUCGCUUCGGGGAAGGCUCCGCUCAGAUCUGGCUGGAGAGCGUGAACUGCUCCGGGGCCGAAGCUGCUCUCUGGGACUGCCCGGCAGGGUCCUGGGGGCAGCAUGGCUGCGGGCACAAAGAGGACGCAGGAGUCGUCUGCUCAGAGUUCAUGGCCCUGAGGCUGGAGAACGGCACCAACUGCUCCGGGCGCCUGCAGGUUUUCUACAAUGGGACGUGGGGGAGCGUUUGCUCCAACUCCAUGACUCCUGAAACUGUGUCGCUGGCAUGCAAGGAGCUGGGCUGCGGGGACAGAGGGUCCCUGGAAACACAACGGCCCCACGGCAGGCUGUCUGGCACGGCCUGGCUGGAUCGUGUGGAGUGUGGGGAGAGAAACAGCUCCUUCUGGCAGUGUCCCUCCGCUCCCUGGCACCCGCAGUCAUGCGACGACCUGCGAGAUGAGACCCACAUCACCUGCAAGGGUAAUUCUGAGCUAAGCUCCUGA
This is a messenger RNA of Chroicocephalus ridibundus (black-headed gull), 2325 nucleotides long. RefSeq names its product deleted in malignant brain tumors 1 protein-like. Gene Ontology annotation, cellular component: plasma membrane. Gene Ontology annotation, biological process: zymogen activation. The record is from RefSeq and is a predicted model, not a curated record. Bases 1 to 2325 code for a protein of 774 amino acids. The transcript has 11 exons. NCBI's taxonomy places the organism in Eukaryota, Metazoa, Chordata, Aves, Charadriiformes, Laridae. Gene Ontology annotation, molecular function: serine-type endopeptidase activity.